AUGAAGGUGUGGGGAGCUUGCUUUUUUGUUGCGUUACUUGCUGGGCUGAUCAAAAAAAAAGUUGAAUGUAUUGAACUUAGUGCCAGCGAAAUUUCCCCUCAUGAAAACAAAUCGACGAGUUCAUCAAUAUUCCAAGAGGAAUUAAAAUUUGAUAAGUCUCUGAAAAAUUUUUUCAAACAAAAUAAUAAGAAUGAAGAUGAGAUAGAGAGGGAUAAUUUCUUUGAUGAAAAUAAAAACUUUAUAAGAGGAGAAAUAUUAUCUGAUAUAAAUAGUAAAUUCCUUGUGGAUAUAUUAAACAAUAGUACUUUGAAUUUUUUGGAAAACUUAAAUUCAGAUAAUGAAGGGGAAAAUAAGGAUUACCAAAUAGAACUUGAGGAAAAUUGUUCGCCCUUUUAUUGUGAGAAAAUUAUGAAGGCAAAGGAAAUUGAACGAUUGGACGAUACAAGUAGCUCAGAAAAUGUAAAAAAUGAUGAUAAUAAAAAUAUGAGUGGUGAUAAUAAUAAUGAUAAUAAUAAUAAUAUGAGUGGUGAUAAUAAUAAUAAUAUGAGUGGUGAUAAUAAUAAUAAUAUGAGUGGUGAUAAUAAUAAUAAUAUGAGUGGUGAUGAUUAUGUAGAAGGAAAACAAAACAUAAAUAGAAAUGAAAGAAACAUAGAACGACACAAUAAUAAUGAUAAUAAUAAUAAUAAUUUGGUAAAGAAUAUGAACAACAUGGAAGAAUUUUAUAAUAAUAAUUAUGAUAACAACACUGACGAUGGUGUAGAUGCUUUAUAUUUAAGAUCUGUUGAUGAUGGUGAAGAUAAACAAAGAAUUGUCCUUACAGAUGGAAAUAAUGUAUAUAUUUUAGAAGAAGUUACAAAAAAUGAAAAUAAUAACUCAACAAUGAAUAAGGAUGAAAAUAAUAUUAAUAAAAUUACAAGUGUUGAACAAGAAAUUAAAAUGCAUGUACCAUCAGAACAAAAUUAUAAUGAAGAUAAUAUAUUAGAAAGUUUUAUGGACUAUAUAAAUUUAGAAGAUUCACUUUUAAAUAAUAUUGAUGAUGUAACGAAUAUACAAACUGGUAGAGAAACAAAUAUACGUCCACACAAUAAUACAAAUGAUCAUAAUAAUAACACAAAAGAUUAUAAUAAUAACACAAACGAUGAACAAAAUAAACAACAAUCCCUUUUUGAUGAUAAUAUAUUUAAUCUAAGUGAAGAAGAAUUAUCAAAAAAAAUUUUUGAUGACAUCAAAUUAAACAGUGAAGAUAAAAUCGAAUGUCAUAAUUUUUCAGAUAAUGAAGAUAAAUGUAAUAGUUUUAAAAAAUGUACUUAUGUAAAUAUUGAUAAUAAGGAUACAUGUUUCCUUGAUUACAAUUAUAUGCUCUUCUUAAAAAAUAAUAACUGUGCCUUACAAUCAAAAUCAUCUUUGUUGUCUAUAUCGAAAGAUUUGUUAAAGAAUGAUAUUAUAAACAGACAAAUGUUUCAACUAUUAAGAAAUAGUAAUAACAACAAUUUUAUUUGUGAUACUGUUACUUAUUCUUUUUUAACAAAUGUGGUUGACAAUACAAAUUAUGAAGAAAUAUUUUCAUAA
Molecule: messenger RNA, 1569 nt
Organism: Plasmodium falciparum 3D7
Lineage: Eukaryota; Apicomplexa; Aconoidasida; Haemosporida; Plasmodiidae
Source: RefSeq, a predicted model, not a curated record